Molecule: messenger RNA, 3709 nt
Organism: Gadus chalcogrammus (walleye pollock)
Lineage: Eukaryota; Metazoa; Chordata; Actinopteri; Gadiformes; Gadidae
Gene: thbs3a
Product: thrombospondin 3a
Exons: 23
Coding region: 199-3045 (948 amino acids)
Biological process (GO): cell adhesion
Cellular component (GO): extracellular region
Molecular function (GO): calcium ion binding
Source: RefSeq, a predicted model, not a curated record
CCCCGUCCCAUUCCCCAGUCCCGCUCCGGUUCAGUCGGGUAUCCUCCACUCCAGUCAGCUCGGAUCCGGUCGGUCGGACUCUUCUUCCUUCCGCGGCGCCUAAUCCGGAUUAACUCCCUUCCUUCAACGCCUAAUCCGGAUUAACUCCCCUCCCGCAGCGCCUAAUCCGGAUUAAAUCCCCUCGCACUUCAUCUGGACAUGGGUGCGAUGCGCGUGCUCCUGUCCCUCUCCAUCUCCCUUCUGCUCGCGGACGGACAGCCGGCAGAUGUGCAAGUGAUUGACGUGUUGGGUCUGCAAGACGCCAAGCAGAACCUGGUUGCCGUGGAGACGGUGGCGAGCACCAUGAGCGCGCUGAGCGACGUGUACGUGGCGUCCACGCUGCGCCUGCCGCCCAAGCUGGGGGGGGUCCUGCUGGGGCUGUACGGCAAGCAGGACAACAGGAAGUACCUGGAGGUCGCCGUCAUGGGCAAGAUCAACAAGGUGCUGGUGCGGUACGUGCGCGCCGACGGGAAGGUCCACACGGUGAACCUGCAGAACGCCAUCCUGGCAGACGGCCGGACCCACUCCGUCAUCCUGCGCGUGGGCGGGCUGCGUCGCACGCACCUGAGCCUGGAGCUGUACGUCGACUGCAGAUUGGCCGACUCCAGCCAGGGCCAGCCGCCAUUGGUCCCGCUGCCGAAGGAGGCGGAGCUAGUGGAGAUCCGACAUGGCUUGAAGGCGUACGCACGAGUUCAGGGGGCGGUGGAGUCCCUGAAGGUGGCCCUAGGGGGCAGUGUGGCCACGGCCGGGGCCCUGGCAGACUGCCCCUUCCAAGGGGACUCGGCUCACAACACAGUCAGCGGGGAGGUGAACUCCAUCCUGGGUGACCAUACGAAGGCCCUGAUUGGUCAACUCAUCAUCUUCAACCAGAUCCUGGGAGAGCUACGACUAGACAUCAGAGAACAGGUAAAGGAGAUGUCUCUCAUCCGUAACUCUAUCCUAGAGUGCCAGGUGUGUGGCUUCCAGGAGCCGCGGUCGCGCUGCUCCCCCAGCCCCUGCUAUAGGGGCGUGUCCUGCGUGGAGGCCUUCGAGUACCCGGGGUACCGCUGUGGCUCCUGCCCCCCCGGGACCACCGGCAACGGGACCCACUGCAAGGACGAGGACGAGUGCGGGACGUGGCCCUGCUUCUCCGCCAGCCUCUGCCGCAACACCGUGGGGGGCUUCAGCUGCGGGCCGUGUCCCGCGGGCUUCUGGGGGCCCCUGCUGUCGGGGUCCGGCCUAGAGUACGCCAAGAGCCACAAGCAGGAGUGUACUGAUAUCGAUGAGUGUUUUGACCUGGCCAACGCCUGCGUGCCAAACUCCAUCUGCAAGAACACGGUGGGCUCCUUUAAGUGUGGCAGCUGUAAACCCGGUUACCUUGGUAACCAGACCCAUGGCUGCGUUCCUAAGAGGUCGUGUGCGGGCCUGACCUUUAACCCCUGUGAUGCCAACGCCCACUGCAUCCUGGAGCGGAAUGGGGAGGUGGCGUGUGCGUGUAACGUUGGCUGGGCCGGUAACGGUAACACCUGUGGUACGGACACGGACAUCGACGGCUACCCCGACCGGUCGCUGCCCUGCAUGGACAACGACAAGCACUGCCGGCAGGACAACUGUGUGAAAACGCCCAACUCAGGACAAGAGGACGCAGACGGAGACGGGAUAGGAGACCAGUGUGACGAGGACGCGGACGGAGACGGCAUCAAGAACGUAGAGGAUAACUGCCGUCUGGUUCCUAACCGGGACCAGCAGAACUCGGACACGGACUCGUUUGGAGACGCCUGUGACAACUGCCCCAACGUCCCCAACAUGGACCAGAGAGACACCGACGCCAACGGGAAGGGCGACGCCUGCGACAACGACAUUGACGGGGACGGUAUCCCCAACGUUCUGGAUAACUGUCCCCGGGUCCCAAACCCGAUGCAGACGGACCGCGACCGGGACGGGGUCGGGGACGCCUGCGACAGCUGCCCCGAGCUCAGCAACCCCACACAGACGGAUGAAGACAACGACCUGGUUGGAGACGUGUGUGACACCAACCAGGACACGGACGGAGACGGCCUCCAGGACACCCGAGACAACUGUCCAGACAUGCCCAACAGCUCCCAGCUCGACUCGGACAACGACGGCCUCGGCGACGACUGUGACCAUGACGACGACAACGACGGGGUCGCCGACGACAACGACAACUGCCGACUCAUCGUCAACCCCAACCAGAAGGACUCCGACACUGACGGUGUGGGGGACGUGUGUGAGAGGGACUUCGACAACGACUCAGUCCUGGAUCUGUACGACGCCUGCCCCGAGAGUGCGGAGGUCACGCUGACCGACUUCAGGGCCUAUCAGACGGUCAUCCUGGACCCCGAGGGCGACGCCCAGAUUGACCCCAACUGGGUGGUGCUCAACCAGGGAAUGGAGAUCGUUCAGACCAUGAACAGCGACCCUGGCCUGGCUGUCGGCUACACAGCGUUCAACGGCGUGGACUUCGAGGGGACCUUCCACGUCAACACGGCCACGGACGACGACUACGCCGGCUUCAUCUUCGGCUACCAGGACUCCUCCUCCUUCUACGUGGUGAUGUGGAAGCAGAGUGAGCAGACCUACUGGCAGAGCACGCCCUUCAAGGCCAACGCCCUGCCCGCCCUGCAGCUCAAGGCGGUGAAGUCGAGCACGGGUCCAGGGGAGUACCUGAGGAACGCCCUGUGGCACACGGGGGACACCGCCGGUGAGGUCACCCUGCUGUGGAAGGACCCCCGCAACCUGGGGUGGCAGGACAAGACCUCCUACCGCUGGCAGCUCAGCCACCGGCCCCAGGUGGGCUACAUACGGGUGAGGCUCUAUGAGGGCGCCCAGAUGGUGGCGGACUCCGGCGUGGUGAUGGACACCUCCAUGAGAGGGGGGCGGCUGGGGGUCUUCUGCUUCUCCCAGGAGAACAUCAUCUGGUCCAACCUCCGCUACCGCUGCAACGAUACGGUCCCAGAGGACUUCCAGAGUCGCAGGAAAAAGGUUCUCAUGCACAUCAAGGUGUAACUGAGGACCUGGGAUGCGACACGCGGACACGCGGACACACACACACACACACACACCACACACACACACACACACACACACACACACACACACACACACACACAAAUAGCAUGAAUAAAUGUGUACACAUAAAAAAUGCAAGCAACUGUGUGUGUGUGUGUGUGUAUGCCCAAGUGUGUAUGUUUGUGCGUGUAUGUGCCUGCAUGUGUGUGUGUAUUUGUGUGUGUAUAUCUGUGUGUGUAUUUGUAUGUGUGUACGUGUGUGUGAGAGUGUGUGUGUUUGUGUGUGUGUGUGUGUGUGUGUGUGUGUGUGUGUGUGUGUGUGUGUGUGUGUGUGUGUGUGUGUGUGUGUGUGUGUGUGUGUGUGUGUAUGUGUGUGUGAUGUAUACCUUUACAUGUCAGUCCUAAACGCAAUCUAAGUAGCACAUCCCAAGCUAAUCUUCAGCUAACAGCUAACCGAUAAGCUUAACGAUUCAUAGAUCAAGUCGAAGUAGUUAUGGUAUCUGAUUUGUCAACAAUGCAAGUUGGUGGAAGACAUAGUUGUAUUUGUAUUUGUGUACAGCAGAACGCACGGCCUGUGUUUCACCUCGAAGGUUAUGAUGAUUCGACUUGUUUGUGUUCUCAGUUGAAAUGAUCCUGUUGGAAUAAAAUACCUUGUUGAUCAC